This is a messenger RNA of Radiomyces spectabilis, 1669 nucleotides long. RefSeq names its product nucleoside transporter-domain-containing protein. The transcript is spliced from 6 exons. Lineage: Eukaryota; Fungi; Mucoromycota; Mucoromycetes; Mucorales; Radiomycetaceae. The coding region runs from base 141 to 1559 and encodes 472 amino acids. Gene Ontology annotation, biological process: nucleoside transmembrane transport. The record is from RefSeq and is a predicted model, not a curated record. Gene Ontology annotation, molecular function: nicotinamide riboside transmembrane transporter activity; nucleobase transmembrane transporter activity. Gene Ontology annotation, cellular component: fungal-type vacuole membrane; plasma membrane.
CUCCUCCUCUUCAUUACAUCUUUUUUUUCCUGACUUCCUUUUCACUCGUAACUCUUUUCGUUUUGUCUUCUUUUUAUUUUUCCGCCGCCUUUUUUUCCCUUGAUUUUUCGAUUCGUCCUUGUUUUCAUCGAAUUCCAUCCAUGAUUGAUUUUUGGGCCACUCAAUUCAACAAGUUACGUGCCAAAAUUUUACCCAGUAAAGAUAGCGGAAGCUCGGAGCCUUUAUUACGGCGUUCAACCACCGAUGAUUCCAGUCAAUUCAGCGAUGUCUAUCAGGACAGCUAUGGUAUCGUGUACUGGGUGUUUUUUAUCUACGGUAUAGCCAUGCUGUUACCAUGGAAUGUGUUCAUUACGGCUUCCGAAUACUUUGCGAAGCGUUUCCAGGCCUCGGAAUAUGACGAAACUUUUCAAAACUACUUUUCAAUUACAUUCACAGUGAGCAAUUUGCUUGUAUUUGCGACCAUUCUGUGGCGACAGAGUGAAACUACGACGUUUCACAUUGAUGUUUAUUUACCGGUGAUCAUCAAUGCGAUCGUGUUUGCCGUGAUGUGCCUAACCGUGCAGUUUGGGUUCAGCGGCACAGGGUAUUUCUGGAUGAUUUUGGGUUUACUUGUGGUAACGGGAGCCAGUACCAGUCUUUUCCAGGCUUCCGUGUUUGCUGAAGCGAGCCGCUUUCCUUAUAAAUACAUGCAAGCCGUAAUGAGUGGUCAAGGCGUGGCGGGUGUGGCGGUCGCUGUAUCUUCCAUCGUCAGUGCUUUAGCCGGAUCGACCACGGGCACACCUGACCCUUCGGCCUCGGCACGAUCGGCGUUGAUUUAUUUCCUGAGUGCGUUUGGUAUUACGUUGGCUGCUUUCAUCGGACGCCUGAUUCUUUCCCAGCAGCCGUUCUAUACCCAUCAAAUUAGAAAAGACGUUCCUUCCUUGUCAGAUGAUAUGGAGGAAGAAAUAGAUGCGCGUGAUUUCCUGGCUUCCGAACCCCCUUUCAGUGUCAUGGACACGGUGCGAAAAUCGACCGGUCUCAUUUUUGCUGUAGGAUACAUUUUCAUGGUGACGUUGGCGGUAUUCCCAUCCAUCACGGCUCUGAUCAAAUCCGUACGCCGGCAUGAUCCUUCCGGACUGGCCACGCCGAACCAUAACCGAUUUUUUGACGACGAUAUUUUUGUGGCCUUCCACUUUUUGUUAUUCAACGUGGGCGAUUGGGUGGGGCGAACGAUGCCUAUCAUUGAUAGUUUACGGACUUUCAAUGUCAAGGCGUUGGUGACCAUGUCUGUUGCACGAACCCUAUUUAUUCCUGCCUUCUUGUUGUGCAACGUGGUCGUAUCCGAUGAUCGACGAUUGCCGGUUCUGUUUGGGAACGAUCUUGCCUAUUUUAUUAUCGUCUGGUUGUUUGCCGUCACCAACGGAUGGAUGGGCAGCUUGACCAUGAUGGCCGCGCCUCAACAAUCCUUUAUUCGUACCGCGACCGAAAAAUCCGUCAUUGGCACCGUCAUGAGUUUCUCUCUCGUCCUGGGCCUUGCCAUUGGUGGAGGCGGCAGUUUUUUCGUUCGAUGGCUCGUCUAAAGAAGCCCAUCUUCUAAUAUUCUGUUACCCGUUGUGUUCACUUUUGUUUGGAAUAAACUCCCACUAUAGCUUGUUUGAACCGAAAUCGUAUCCUGGUUCAGAAUCAUCAG